GAUAUAAGACUAUAUCUUCCUAUUCAUCACUCACAAUCCACUUCACAGGGUGCUGAUGAUUUGAUUGUUAAGCUGAACCAACCACCAAGUUUGAUACGGGGUCAUACUUUGAAGAGCAACAAUGGAAACACAUACUACGCCUUUCAAGAUAUUCCCUAUGGUGAGCCUCCAGUGGGAGAAAAAAGAUUUCAGCCUCCGGAAUUUCAUGCUGGAUGGGAUGGUAUUCUGAAUGCUACCCAAAAUAUCAAGACAUGCAAUCAAUUCUACCUUCUACCUGCGUCAGAGAAGACGGAAGCAAAUAAAGUUGUGGGGACUGAAGACUGCUUGAUCCUCAACGUCUAUACACCAGUGGUCCCUGGAACUAAUAAGAAAUUACCAGUAUACUUAUUCAUCCAUGGUGGUGCAUUUAUCGGAGGAAGUGCA
Molecule: messenger RNA, 423 nt
Organism: Phaedon cochleariae (mustard beetle)
Lineage: Eukaryota; Metazoa; Arthropoda; Insecta; Coleoptera; Chrysomelidae
Source: the annotation of a GenBank genome assembly